CCGGUUCGAGUCGGCCCUGACCCUUGCUGUUUGCUGGUUUGCUGGGCUGCUCUUGGCUCUGCUCCCAUCAGCUCCACGUCGCCACGGCCAGGAUCUGCAUUCGCUCUGCUUCGCCGACCAUGGACCGCAACCAAGCCAUUGCCCAGUUUGUGUCUAUCAACGGCUGCACACCCGAAGUUGCCGAGUUCUACCUCGAUGCCAACCGCGAUGAUCUGAAUGCCGCCAUGCUGGCAUACCUCGAGAACCAGGACAACAAUCAGCACGCUGCUGCGACCGCCUCGUCGUCUUCGUCGGCCCCGAUUCCCCAGCCGGCUGCCUCUGCCUCUGCCUCUGCCCGAUCCUCUGGACAGGAAUUUUCGGCCAGCCAGAAAAAGUCUCGAUCGGGUCCAAGCUCCAAGUUGAGAACCUUUUCUGAUCUCAACCAGGACAGCAGCGAGGACGACGGCGAUCGUGACGAGCUCCAAAACUACUUUGCCGGGGGUGAAAAAUCUGGCGUCAUGAUGCAGGCUCCCUCGAAAAAAGCCAAUAGGGAAGGCGCCGAUUUGGUCGAAAACAUCCUAAAAAAGGCCCAAGAAGGCUCCGAGGCCAUUGCCGAGCGCGAGCCAACUCCCCCCGAGCAGAGGAGCUUCUUUGGCGGAGCAGGCCACCGGCUCGGAACCGAAGCAGAGCCGGCGCCUACCGCGGGUCCUUCCGGCCUCCCUCGCCGAGCCGGCACCCCGCCCCAGAACCCCGCAAUCAGCAUGAAGCCGGUUGAGCGCAAAAUCACCUUCUGGAAGGAUGGCUUCAGCAUUGACGAUGGAGAGCUCAAAUCCUACGAUGAUCCCGAGAACCAAGAGUUCCUGCGGGCGAUUCAAAGCGGUCGUGCCCCAACGUCAUUCCUCAACGUUGCUUACGGACAGCCCGUCGAGCUCCGUGUGGCCGAGCGCCGCUCCGAGAACUAUGCGCCUCCUCCCAAGAAGCCAACCCAAGCAUUCAGUGGCGCCGGCCAGAGACUUGGAGGCGUGAGUUCGUCAGCGUCGGGCGAGGGCUUCCUCCCUGGCGGCUUCCCAUCGGGGUCGGCGUCAGCAACUGCUGCAGCCGCCGGACCAGACCUGGUCGUGGACAACACUCAGCCCGUCACCAGCAUCCAGCUCCGGCUUGCGGAUGGAACACGCUUGGUGUCCAAGUUCAACCACACGCACACGGUCGGCGAUAUCCGCGCCUUCAUCAACCGAUCCCGGCCCGGCGAGGCUGCCCGCGGAUAUGUCUUGAUGACGACCUUCCCGAACAAGCAGCUGACGGACGCAAGCGCAACCCUGAAGGACGCUGGUCUGCUCAACGCCGUCAUUGUCCAGCGAUACGCUUAGCCCUCGGUGGAGGUGGCUUGGCCUUGCAUGACUCUGCUUUGCUUUGCUUUGCUUUGCUUGGGGGCGUGUCCCUGGCGGCCGGCUGCUGACAGACGAGCAACAGCUCCAUCCAAUACAGCGCUCCAGGGGGAGCAGCAGAUCACGGCCAAGAGCGGCUGUAUGAACCAA
Molecule: messenger RNA, 1514 nt
Organism: Polychytrium aggregatum
Lineage: Eukaryota; Fungi; Chytridiomycota; Chytridiomycetes; Polychytriales
Exons: 11
Coding region: 120-1346 (408 amino acids)
Biological process (GO): membrane fusion; Golgi organization; proteasome-mediated ubiquitin-dependent protein catabolic process
Cellular component (GO): nucleus; cytosol
Molecular function (GO): ubiquitin binding
Source: RefSeq, a predicted model, not a curated record